CGGCAGCAGCUGGCGGUACUUUGUUAGCGCGGCGCCGAGGCGGCGGACGGGAAGAUCGCUGGGAAAAGUGUCAACACUUUAGGAAAACACCGGAGCAAAGCGCCCGUUAGUCGGUACGGAGGUGGCGUUGUUCUGACCGCCUGACGGAGGAUUCGAACCACGUUUUAACCGACCUUCGGGGGAGAUUACCAAGUUCCCCGGAGAGGAAUCCCCCGUCCGGGAUGCGGGACUGAGACAAAGGGUCUGGGGCUUCCCGUCGGGCUGCAGGAAUAACUUCAUCCUUUGGGCUUUCUCUGGAUGGGAGAGAUGGAAAGGGAGUUGCAAUGGUGGAAGGGACAGCUCGCAGCCGAUAUCCAUCAAUCCCUCCGCAUCAAGGAGCUGAAGCUACCGGCGUACCGGGCGCUCUCGCCACAGAUCGGGAUGCGGCGGUACUUUGCGGACCUGCUGGCCAUCCUGAGCAACCGCUACCAGCUGUGCCCCACCGCCCGGCACCUGGCCGUCUACCUCCUGGACCUGUUCAUGGACCACUACGACGUGGCCAUCAAGCAGCUCUACGUCAUCGCCCUGUCCUGCCUGCUCCUCGCCAGUAAAUUUGAGGAGAAGGAGGACCGCGUGCCCAAGCUGGAGCAGCUGAACUCGCUGGGCUUCAUGUGCAGCCUGAACCUGGUGCUCAACAAGAAGGACCUCAUCAAGAUGGAGCUGCUGCUGCUCGAGACCUUCGGCUGGAACCUGUGCAUGCCCACGCCGGCCCACUUUAUUGACUACUACCUCCACGCCUCGGUGCAGGAGGGCGACCUGUACAACGGCUGGCCCCUCUCCUCGCUCUCCAAGACCAAGGCCUUCAUGGACAAGUACACACACUACUUCCUGGAGGUGUCGCUGCAAGACCACGCCUUCCUGAGCUUCCGUCCGUCCCAGGUGGCAGCGGCCUGCGUGGCUGCGUCUCGUAUCUGUCUGCAGAUCUCCCCCAACUGGAACACGGCCCUGCACCUGCUGACGGGCUACAGCUGGGACCACCUCACGCAGUGCAUCGAGCUCAUGCUGCUGGCCCACGACAACGACGUCAAGGAGGCCAACAAGACCAAGUCCACGGCCCCACAGCGCCUGGGCUCGCUGCAGCUCCAGCCCCAGCCCGCCCACCUGUCCCCCGUCUCCGCCCUCCAGCGGCCCGCCUCGUCCUCGUCCACGCCCCAGCCCAUGCUCUACCAGCCCGAGGGCUUCCCCCACCUGUCCCAGCACUCGCCCUCGCUGUCCCAGCUGCAGAUGAUCGCCGACGCGCGCGCGCUGGGCCCCGUGGUCAGCGUCUCCCAGGACUUCCUCCAGGGCCACCGCAUGGGCCUGCUGGCCGCCGCCCCCUCCAUGACCCCCGGCGGCGCCUUCCCCUCCUACCCCGGCCUGGGCUCGGGCCUGCAGCCGGGGCCCCGGCCCCUGCCGCUCCAGGGGCCCAUCUCCAUGCAGAUGGCGUUGGCGGCGGAGCCCCGGCACUGCCUCACCAUGGCGUACAGCGGGGGCUACCUGGGCGCCCACCACGGCUUCACGGCCGGCUGCUUCGACAGGUGACGCCAGGAGACGGAGAGGGACCCGGCCACCGGGCAGGAGUGCGCCCCCAUGUACCCCACGCAGCUCCCGCCCCCCAUCACGCCCCUGGCCGACCUCCUCGCCCUCUCCGUCAGCAGCGUGCCGGGCGGCGCCUGGCCCGACUCCUCCUCCUCCUCCUCCACCUCCUCCUCGUCCUCGUCCUCCUCCCUCUCCAAGCGACGGCUCAAACGCAAGCAGCGUUCCCGUGGCAACAUGGAUCCGGUGGAGGUCAUCACGCUGACGUGAGCGGCGGGCCGACGGGCGCGCUCCGACGCCACAGCGACUCCCACGGAGGCCCCGGGGGCGGGUGGGCCGCCGGACCGUCUGUUAUCACUGUGAGCGGGGCGGGACCUCCGAGCCCGAUGGAAGAGGACACGUGGAAUGAUCUAGACUAUGUACGGUUAUCUCGCUGCUUUAAAUCUGAUAUUAAAAUCCAAAAUGCAUUAACCAAUAAGGAGAGGAGAAACAGGCCAGUAAAUAACGCAUUUCUUUUCAACCCUCCACAAAUAUCUAUAUGCUUUAAAGGAGCCCGUAGCCGCCUGGCCAGGGAACAAAGAAGCUAUGCCAUUUAAUUGAAUUACAGAAUUCCUUUAUGCGCCGGUCUGUCGACGUGAAUGAAAUGCCACUCGGCUUAGAUGGAGCUAUAGAGGUGGAGCUAUAGGGAAGGAGCUAUAGAGGUGGAGCUCUAGAGGGCGAUUGUGAUUGGCUGCACCAGCCCUCAGAUGGUGCAGCAGUAAAGGUCCUUCCUCAGUUACCAGCGUGUGGUGUUCCAUCACGGCUUGGUGAAUCUCUCUGGGAUCUAAUCUCUUCUGCAGCCCCCUCUUCCUCUGCCCAUUCCCUGUUGCAUCCAAAGGACAGCCUGUACGGUCAGCCACCGCCCGCAUCUUCCAGGACCUUGCAGUUAAAUAUCACCAGAAACACUCAAAAGACAUUCGCUGUAAUGGCAGGUUGGGAUUGGCUACUAAUGGGGACCUAGACAUUGGAUCUAUAGCUACUGAUGUACAUUGGCUCUAUGGCUACUGAUUGAUAUUGGUUCUAUAACUACUGAUGGACAUUGGUUCUAUAGCUACUGAUGGACAUUGGUUCUAUAGCUGUUCCAGGGGACAUGGCCGUGUGGUUCUAUAGCUACUGAUGGACAUUGGUUCUAUGGCUUCUUAUUGACAUUGGUUCUAAAGCUGUUCCUGGGGACCUGGACAUUUGGUUCUGGGGUGUGUACAUAUGAAUUGCUGCUGCCUUCUUAUGAACUGUUGGUUCUGUGUCUGUGUUAUUGACUCCAAUGUUUACAUGAACCACAAAGUUGCAGGGACUUGAACAAAUUACUUGAAUAUGAUGCCAUUGAAACGUGCUGUAGCUUUUAUUUAUGACACAGCUUUUUCGCGAUAUUCCUUUUUUUUUUUUCAUCUUUUUUUAUAUAUAUUUUAGUGUAGUUUGUUUAACCAACCAUAGUACCACACCCUGUUUAAAAAUAUAGUUUUUUUGCUGUGUCCUAUUGUAUGACAACUGUAUAAUUAAACUCAGGUCUAAAGGUAGCCACUACUCAAAGCCCCCCCCCCGUUCUAUUUAGUGUGCUUUAAUUGGAUGCUAAUACAGCACCCAUGGGGUCUGGCGUAUCGCCCCUCCUCACCCAGAGCUCCACAUGCUGCUGAGACGUCGAUGACGAACUGCUGAGCAUGUCUACGAACCCCCCCCCCCCCCCCCAAAGGCCCUAUAUAUUCGCAUCGCCGUGGAAACAACCCCGGAGUGAAACUGGUUGCCAUCUGCAGCUGAUCUGCUCAAAUUGCUUCCACGGUUUCAAAAGCGGGCAAUUGCUCGUUUUUUUUUUUUCCUCCUCCACUUCCUGCUCCCCGAAGUAUAAACACAUCCAGAUUCCCAGUGUUGUUCGGCAGCAGUGUUGGGCCCCGUCCGUUUCCAUGGCGACGGCUCCCCCGUAUCCCAGCUGCACCUGAUGUGCACGGCGAGUUGUGUGUGUUUGUGUGUGUGGGUGGCGGCGGUAGUGGUGGUGGUGGUGGGAAAUGAAAAAAAAAAAAAGAAAACCCGACGGCAGUAAACGAAUGCUGUGGCCGAGCCGUCUCCUCUUUUAGAAACUGACACAACUGUAUUUUCUCUGGCGGCCGGGUGCCACUUUUCACACCCGCCAGAGGACUCCAUGAGCUCCCUGAAAAAUAGGUUUGCCCGCUUCUACUUACGGUUCCAAGGGUUGCCGGAGACAGCUCACCGUGCUAGUGCCUUGUCCGGCUGGUGGUGGACGACUGGGGUCGUACAGCCAGAGACGACGUUGUAAAAUGUAACGAUAACACUACGACAUGACCUCCCGCUCUGCCUUCCACCCGACGCACCCACCUAUUCCAGACAGAUGUUUGUGUUGUUUUAUAAACCACUGUUGAGGACAUUUUGUGUACCUUUUCUUUUUUUUCACCACAGACUUUUUCUCCCGUAUUUUUAAUGAUUUAUUUUUUCAUGGUUUGUUUUUUACAUUCCUUUAUAUAGGUGCAUUAUAGUUUUAAGCUUGUUUAGUUAAAGCUUUAUUUCACAUUGACGUUGGUAUGAACACGGUUUUUUAAUGUUUUUAUUUAAGACAAUAACCUGCUCUCCCUCACUAAAAAGAGCAACCACCCACUGAAUUCUGCAAGGUGCAAUAUGUUUAUUCUCUGUUGUAUAGCAUUGUCACAACCAUCACUGUGAAUUGUUCACCACUGGUAGAUCUUUUAUAAUUUAUUUUGAUAACUGACUUGACCUGGCGUCGAUUGAUCACGGCCAGCGGCUCUGAACGCACCACAUAUGUUGCAUAUUGCAGCCCUUUUCAUUGAGCGAUCAGGUACACACUGAUUUUUGUUUUUCCUUUCUAUUCCGAUCAAGACACCACUCCACUAAAACACAAGACGUCUCUCAUGAGAGGUCUGGACGGCACAAACUUUGUAUUUUUAUAAUAUUUUGUUACCAUAUGUUAGUUUGGUUUAAUGUGACACAUGAUAAAGGAAACGUUUUUUUUUAUCGAUUGUGGCAUGGAAAAUAAAAAAAUAAAAAAGAUUGAACAGAA
This is a messenger RNA of Gadus macrocephalus (Pacific cod), 4615 nucleotides long. RefSeq names its product cyclin J-like (gene ccnjl). Lineage: Eukaryota; Metazoa; Chordata; Actinopteri; Gadiformes; Gadidae. Gene Ontology annotation, molecular function: cyclin-dependent protein serine/threonine kinase regulator activity. Gene Ontology annotation, cellular component: cyclin-dependent protein kinase holoenzyme complex; nucleus; cytoplasm. Gene Ontology annotation, biological process: regulation of cyclin-dependent protein serine/threonine kinase activity; mitotic cell cycle phase transition. The record is from RefSeq and is a predicted model, not a curated record. The coding region runs from base 298 to 1560 and encodes 420 amino acids. The transcript has 6 exons.